This is a messenger RNA of Halichondria panicea, 740 nucleotides long. Its product is annotated as sushi, von Willebrand factor type A, EGF and pentraxin domain-containing protein 1-like. The transcript has 4 exons. The annotation marks the transcript as partial. Lineage: Eukaryota; Metazoa; Porifera; Demospongiae; Suberitida; Halichondriidae. The record is from RefSeq and is a predicted model, not a curated record.
UCUAAUUGUGGCUCCCCACCAUCAAUUUCCAACGGGUCACCUGGUACACCAACAAGCACAGUAGCAGGAGGAACAGUGACAUACACCUGUAACAAUGGCUACCAACGUUUAGGAUCCGCUACAGUGACCUGUCAGGCUAGUGUAAGUUGGAGUACUACACCAAUAUGCUUAGCUGUUUGUGGAUCCCCUCCUUCUAUCUCAAAUGGAUCUCCUGGCACACCCACUAGUAUCAUACAAGGAGGGACUGUGGUGUACAGCUGUAACUCUGGCUAUCAACUGUCGGGAUCAGCUACUGUUGUCUGUCAAGAUAGCGGAAAUUGGAGCCCGAGGCCAAAUUGUUUAGCUAUUUGUGGCUCCCCACCAUCAAUUUCCAACGGGUCACCUGGUAUACCAACAAGCACAGUAGCAGGAGGAACAGUGACAUACACCUGUAACAAUGGCUACCAACUGUCCGGAUCACCCACAGUGACCUGUCAGGCUAAUGGAAGUUGGACUGCAAGACCAAGUUGCUCACCUAUCUCUUGUGGCAACCCUCCGACCAUUCCCAAUGGGUCCAGGACUUUCACUGGCACCACAUUUGGAGAUACGGCCAUCUACACCUGUAACACUGGGUACCAACUGUCAGGAGCAGCUACAAUGAUCUGUCAGGCUAGUGGAAGUUGGAGUACUGCACCGACUUGCCCACAUAAUAAUUCUAUACAAAAUUAAUGAUCUGAUCUCAUGUGUAUAUAUAAUUAUGU